Molecule: messenger RNA, 1989 nt
Organism: Candidozyma haemuli
Lineage: Eukaryota; Fungi; Ascomycota; Pichiomycetes; Serinales; Metschnikowiaceae
Exons: 1
Coding region: 1-1989 (662 amino acids)
Source: RefSeq, a predicted model, not a curated record
AUGGCCAACGUUGCCUUGGCAUCGUCUCUUGCCAGAUUGGGCAGACCAAAGGGCGCUGUUCAUUUUAUGGUCCAAUUGGCCGACUCUGCUGAGCUGCCUUCUGACCGUAAACUAUACUUGUACGCCUUGUACAGAUGUCUAGAAGAGAAUGGCGGGAGACUGGCCGAGUUCGCUGCCCAGGUGGAGAACGGAAUUCUCCAAGAAGAAGCUAUUGAAUAUGUGCCCCGCUUGGAAGGAGUCUUCUUUAGCCCGCCACCUUACCUAUCGAUGUACGAACAGGUGUUGAAGUAUGAGGAGGCUGGCGGGUUUACUCCGCUUGACUGCUUUUCAGCGGCGGUGAAAAGAGACUACGACAAUAGCAAAAGGGUAGCGGAUCUUGUGGCUUGCCCUAGUAAGAUCUUUCCAGCUAUUGACGAGUUUGGGCCUUGGUAUGUUCUGCAGAAUGCCAUCAUCAACCAGUUCAAGAGAAGCAGAUCUGCCAUGGAGAAGUUGAUUCUGCUUGCAGGGCCUGGGUUUCUGGGAGAGAAUCAGGAGUUGUCGGGGGUUGUUCAAAUUGCUUCUGCCAGGGCAGCGGCGGCGGUAAUUAAUUUCAUUACGGGCGAUUACCUGACGGCGUUUCUGUGGAUCCCUCGUUAUUUUGCAGCGGUCGACCUGGUUCGCCAUCAUUCGCUUCCUAGUGGAAUAAUUGGUGUUACUCCUAGAGAUGUAACUACCAUGGCUAUCAUCAUGGCAAACUGUAUUGAACGAGGUAUCCAAGCAAACCCUGGAACUCUUGAACGAAUCUAUACACGGCUUGUCCAUCCAGAUGCUGGCUUAGAUAUAGACGAAGCUUCAUUCUGGGCUUCUGAGAUAGAAAGUGGAGAAACGAGUUGUCUGACGUUAAUCCAAUUGGAAACCCUUUCUUUACUGAGUAAAGAGUAUGGCUACAAGAACCCUCUAUUGUCACAGAGAGCUUCCAUGAUGGAUUAUUCACUGUCCUUGAGAAAAUCACAAGUUUUUCUGUGCUGUGGCCAUCUUCGGAGACAAUUGGCUGCAAACAAUGGAGUCAGGGUACUGAUAGCUCUUGAAUCAGGCCAGGAAAUAACAGCCAAACGCUAUAGUCCCACUGAAUGCUUUGAGGCAGCCAGGCUGUAUAUCUUAGCAGCAGCGAACCAUCCACUUGACGAUCCACACUUGUAUCGGUUAUACGAUAGGAUUAUCUGGGUGCUUGGUUUGGCUGGAGGGAUUCACGCCAAAACUCUAUGGCUCUUUCUUCAUGCCCGGAACUGGGUCUACUAUGCUGGAAACUUUGUUCCCGCUUCAAACAGAGCAGGUAAACGGCCCAGUGGCUCACUUCUUGGAAGACGAGGAACUUUAUCCAGAAGGCCCAAGUCAGAAGGUUCAAUCACGUCUUCAGUAAGACCUCAAUCGAGAAGAAGCAACUCUAGUGAUGGUCUGUAUUCCUUGAGAAGAAUCAAGACUAUUGAUUACAGGGAGUAUAUUCCAAUUGCUCCAGACUUUCAACCUGUCAAGAAAUGCAAGGAAGAAGAAAGCGUUGGUCAGGGCUGCUCUGGAGCAAUACUCUCCCCAUGGCCACAUUACAAAAACCUGGAGCAAACACUUUAUAUGCUUCACCAGUUUGUUAAUGCCAUUUAUGAUAGUGUCAAUGAAAGUGAUGGGUUUAUCAGUUUUGACCAAUACGAGACUCCUUUCUUGAGUCCGUCUAUCUACGAAUAUUCACCAGAUGGCAAAACACCAUGUAUCUACAUGCUUGGAGAGUAUUUGCCGAACCAAACGAAAUUGGUUAGCACCGCAGACUUCCAUGUUUCUCCAGAGUUGCGUCCUCAGAUCAAGCUUCUGACUCCUACAAUCGAGGAGCAGUACAAUUUAAGCAAACAGUUGGUUCAGUUGUGGGCAGGUGAGCAUCUAAGUCAGCAUGAGUUUGUCCCUGAAUGGUCCAAAGAUGUUUUGCAAUGGGCUGGAGCUGGACAUGUGGUGAACCAAGUGUAG